AGUUUAUGUGCUGCCGUUUUGACUCGAGCACGAAUGCUGAGAAUGCUUCUCGCAUGAAGGUAUGGACCUGAUCGACUCAUGCAGAACAACCAAGCAGAUCCUGAAGGUUGGCCUGCCGGAGCCGAUUGUGAAACGAGGCGACUUUUUGACGAUCCAUGUGCAAAUUGGACUUGCCGCAACUGGAAGGAAGCUUUGGAGCUCUAAGGAACUCGGAAACCCAAUCACAUUCCAGGUUGGGACCAAUGAACUUUUUCGAGGAUUGGACUCAGGAUGCUUGGGCAUGACCUGUCGUGAACAGCGGCGCCUACAUGUGCCAGCAGCAGAAGCCUUUGCAACAGCGGCUCUUCCGGCCUGGGGUGCCUCCAAGAGAUAUGGCAAGUCAGCGUUAAAGGAUACAAUUUGUUGUUUUGAUGUCUAUUUUGGAUUGUUUAAUGGAUUGAAUGCUCCAAAGUGCUUUGCUGCGUAUUUUUGUACGAUCACAUGUCCGAUCACAGAUGACUGACUAAGCUCGCCAUACUGUUCAGUAGCAUGGAUUGCAGUACAUGCAGACACGCAGCCCAUCCGGUUUGUUGAGCAUGCCAGUGUGCGGUUGC
Messenger RNA from Durusdinium trenchii, 593 nucleotides. Lineage: Eukaryota; Dinophyceae; Suessiales; Symbiodiniaceae. The record is from the annotation of a GenBank genome assembly.